Molecule: messenger RNA, 1298 nt
Organism: Ahaetulla prasina
Lineage: Eukaryota; Metazoa; Chordata; Lepidosauria; Squamata; Colubridae
Product: ficolin-1-like
Exons: 10
Coding region: 46-1071 (341 amino acids)
Source: RefSeq, a predicted model, not a curated record
AUAAAAGGGUCCAGGGCCGGCUGCAGUCGGAGUCCAGUGGGCACCAUGAGGAACGCUGGAGAACAAGUAGGUCUCCUCCUGUUCUGCCUGAUGAUCGCAAUCCAUCGAGGGGCACAGGAGUCCUCCUUCCCAGAACUUAAGGUGCUGGGCCUAGAUGGCAACAAUACAAUAGCCAUUGUGCGGGGGAGUCCAGGCUUGCCAGGACCACAAGGGCCACGGGGCCCCCCUGGCAUUCCAGGGCCCAAAGGUGAAAGAUGCUUGCAAGGAAUCCAUGAGAAAAUUGGAGCCCCUGGGCCAAAAGGAGAAAAAGGAGACCAAGGACAACCUGGAGAGAAAGGCGAGAAAGGUGACCCAGGAGAAAUUGACGAGAAGAAGCUGGAGGCGUUUAAGUGCAAGCAAGGUGCCCCAAACUGCAAAGAGCUCUUGAAAAGAGGAGUGGUCCUGAGCGGCUGGUACACCAUCUACCCACAGGAUUGCCAGCCCCUGGAGGUGCUGUGUGACAUGGACACGGACGGAGGCGGAUGGAUUGUCUUCCAAAGGCGGUUGGACGGCUCAGUGGACUUUUUCCGGGACUGGGCUGCCUACAAGAGGGGAUUUGGAAACCAGCUGACUGAAUUUUGGCUGGGGAACGACAAUCUUCACCGCUUAACCUCGCUGGGAAAGAAUGAAUUGCGUAUUGACCUCACUGAUUUCGACAAUAAGCAUUCCUUUGCCAAAUAUGCGUCUUUCCAAGUGGCGGCAGAAUCCAAGUGGUAUCGGCUAACUCUGGGCGCCUUCACGGGGGGCCCUGCAGGUGACUCACUCUCCCAGCACAACAACAUGACCUUCUCCACCAGAGAAAAGCAGCAGGACCCAAAAAAGUUCAACUGUGCUGAGAAGUACCACGGGGCUUGGUGGUACCACGACUGCCACCACUCCAACCUCAACGGGAAAUACUGGCUGGGAGAACACAAGCCUCGUGGGGAAGGCAUCAACUGGGGGACUGGGAAAGGCGCCUACUACUCCUACAAGCUCUCUGAAAUGAAAAUCCGGCCUGUGGCUCCUUCAGUUGAUGGGGCUCUUUUUUUCUGAGGGGUUUCAGUGGGCAUCUAGUCCAUCCCCUCAGCUUUUGAUUGGCUACCUUGAUAGAGAACUUGCAUUUUACAAAAUUCACAUGAUUAAAUGAUCCUGCCGAAUUGUAGGGGAGGCGGUUUUUCUAUUUGUCCCCCUUCAGGUCCACUGGAGUUGGGCAGCCCAUGAAUAUUAAUGAAAUAAAUAAAAUUAGGAUCUUCAACCCAGCCAAACAUCUCGAAGUUUGC